Molecule: messenger RNA, 1230 nt
Organism: Aspergillus piperis CBS 112811
Lineage: Eukaryota; Fungi; Ascomycota; Eurotiomycetes; Eurotiales; Aspergillaceae
Product: L-lactate dehydrogenase
Exons: 4
Coding region: 1-1230 (409 amino acids)
Molecular function (GO): FMN binding; oxidoreductase activity
Source: RefSeq, a predicted model, not a curated record
AUGUCCACAACCGCACAACCCCCACCCCUAUCAUCCAUCCUCUCCGCGCAAGACUUCGAAAAAGCAGCCUCUCAAUCCCUUACGCCAAAAACAUGGGCUUUCUACUCCUCCGCUGCGACAGAUACAAUUACACAUGAGUCGAACAGGGCUAUGUACGAGCGCAUCCUUCUCCGGCCGCGAAUCCUCCGCAAUGUCACCUCUGUAUCGAUGAAGACAAAUAUUCUGGGAUGUCGCAUGGAUUUACCACUAUUCAUGAGUCCCGCGGCAAUGGCGACAUUGGUUCAUCCGGACGGCGAGCUUGCCUUGGCGAGAGGAUGUGCGAGGUAUGGGAUUGGGAUGUGUGUCUCCACAAACGCAGCCUACCACCUCUCGGAAAUAACAUCCGCCGCAGCCAAGCAAACGAAGAAUAACAACACCCCAUUCUUCUUCCAACUCUACGUAAACAAAGACAGGGAGGCAUCGAAGCGCCUUCUCCGCACCGCAGAGCAGAACGGAGCGAAAGCGAUCUUCGUGACUGUGGAUGCGCCCGUCGCUGGGAAGCGAGAAGCGGAUGAGCGGGUCCCGCUGGAUCCUCACGAUAUCCGAUUUAGAACGCCGUUACCCAUGAGUGGGGCGUGUAUUGGUGGCAAUGAUGAGAAGGGAGGCGGGUUGGGAAGAUCAAUGGGACAGUAUAUUGAUGCUGGUUUCACGUGGGAGGAUCUGGCGUGGUUGAAAGAGAAUACUUUUCUGCCUAUUGUGUUGAAGGGGGUGCAGACGGCGGAGGAUGCGGUGUUGGCAAUGGAGUAUGGGGUGAACGGGAUUGUGGUUAGUAAUCAUGGGGGUAGGAGCUUGGAUACCUCUACUUCAUCGAUUGCUGUGUUGAUGGAGAUCCGGCGGAGCUGUCCGCAGGUGUUUGAUCGGUUGGAGGUAUUUGUCGAUGGGGGUAUUCGACGGGGAACGGAUAUAAUCAAGGCUAUUUGUCUGGGUGCGAAGGCCGUUGGUAUGGCAAGGCAUUUCCUGUACAGCUUGUGUUACGGACAGGACGGGGUGGAGAGGUUGAUUGAGAGUGUUAAGGUGGGAAUGCUGACGGUCGCAGUUAUGAGAGAUGAAUUAGAGACGACCAUGAAAUUGUUGGGGAUUACGAAUCUAUCACAGGCUCAUCCGGGCCUGUUGAACACAUUAGAUGUGGAUCAUUUGAUUCCAAAGCAAUCUGCGUCGUUGGAUGGCGAGCCAGCCAGGGCACGCUUGUAA